Molecule: messenger RNA, 4965 nt
Organism: Sycon ciliatum
Lineage: Eukaryota; Metazoa; Porifera; Calcarea; Leucosolenida; Sycettidae
Exons: 25
Coding region: 564-4112 (1182 amino acids)
Biological process (GO): proteolysis; protein side chain deglutamylation
Molecular function (GO): zinc ion binding; metallocarboxypeptidase activity
Source: RefSeq, a predicted model, not a curated record
UGACAGGUCUGCACUCCGCAGUCGAUGUUGAACUGCCAAUGACAUUAGCAAUGUCACACAUCGCAGUGUUUACGACGUGUCUAGUGUCAGCCAUUUCGCCCAAAAUGAAAUGGAGUUGCUCGAUGAGCAUUUGCCGCCAGAACAAACUUCCCAGAAAGCUGCUACCUGCCGGCAGUCGCUUUCCGUUGUAGACCGUGCACCCGGGCCUGCUGUUGUUGUGUGGGUAGCACUUACUGGAAUACUUCAGUAGUUGAUUGAAACAAGUAUGAAAGUCUUGAACGGUUGUGGUAGCUGGAACUGAUUCUAGGACUUUCCCCCUUUUUAUCAUGAUACCAAGGCAUUUUCUUGGCCGUAGCGUUGCUCAACACUCGUUCCCUGCUGUGGGUGUCGCUAAGCAGAAAGUGUGUCGAUGUGUUCUGACCACCUACUUCUUGCAUGUGGCUUGCGCGGAGUGGAAUUCACAAUAAAAUAACAGCUUCAGGCAACGCAACUGUACGUUAGCCAUCAUCGUGAAAAGGAACACUGCAGGCUGAAUUGGUUUGUCCAGCGGACCAGCUAGAACCAUGAGUAAAACUUCAGGCGCGCCCAUUCGAACUCGCAUAGCAUCGUUGCUGGACUCACUGGCCAACAAUGCGAGGGAACUGGCAACGGGUCGCCUGGAGCUUAGCACCACAUGCCGUUCCUUAGCCCAGCGUAUACAUGAUGCAGCAUCUAAGCAAGAGAAGGCCCGAAAGGCCGUUCUUGUCCAUCCAGCCGGCAUCGAGACUCUCCAGCUUCUAAUAGCGAAUCGCCAGGAUGCGCUGGCGGCCUGCACGGUGCUGCAGAUAUUCAAUUGCCUGGCUACGUCACGGCGACGCUGUGUCCGACUAGCUGGCCACGGCAUUGUGGACAAUGUCUGGUCGCUGCUCAUCAGCCGUCAGAAGAGCACUGAAGCGGGGAAGACGGACAAAUGCCUACAGCAGUGUCUUCUGCUGUUGGUCAAACUGGCUCCAUUCCAGAAGAAGUUUGCAAUACGGGCACGCUUAGUCGGCGGUGUCAACUGUAUCUGUGCCCUCAUCAAGACGGCCACCGGCCUCCACCGAGAACCGGUCCUGAAACUGAUCCGACUUCUCGGUUCGAAUGCUUCUAAUGCUACGGCGAUGGUGAAGAACGGCGCAGUGGAUUAUUUGACAAAGCUCUUGUCCAGUGCACCUCAGCAUGACAUGGCAUUCACCAAGAGGUGUAUAGAUGCACUGCUGGUGCUGUGCAAGCACAAGUGCGGGAUUAGCGGUGCUGUCCAGCAAGACCUACUCGCCGUGACAAUGAACAUGGCCAGCCAGUGGACGUCGAUGACACACAAGUCCGUCAAGCCAGCUACAUGCUCCUCCAUUCUGGGGCUGAUGAAAAGCCUGGCCAAGCACGAAGCCGGGCGGCAAGCACUGAUCAAGGCCGACGGCUUUCAGUUCCUGAUCAAAAUGAUGCAGUCUUCUGGAGGCAAAAAGGAGAUGAAGAAGCUUGCGCUGACGAGUGCCGGCAUCCUGCGCUACAGCUUUCCCCGCACUCCUCUUCCGGUCGUGUCGCUCGGUCCUCAGAUCCGCUUCAAGGUGCCCGAAGGAGCUGCUACUGAUGUUGUGGAGAGCAACGCGGAAAACGACGCCGCGAAUAGCAGUAGCUCUGAGGCAGGAUCUGAGGAUGAUGAACGUGGCGGCAACCCUCGCCCUGCACCUCCAAGCCAGCCAGAGGACUUGCACGACUUCCGCAAGUUCUUUGUCGAGAUGCAAUGCAAUCAAAGUUCUGUACCUUCUGCUGCCCAUCUGGAAGGACUUGCCGCCGCCUCGCCGUGGAGUUCUCUUGAUGAGCAACUACGGGCCAGUAUCAGGGCAACGGUGGGUUUCCGUGGCGACGAUGCGUUGCCGGAGGACGUGUUCCAUCUCUUGCCGUUUGCCGAGCCGGCGUUAAGCGACGUCCAUCCUGAGCUCUCGCCCUGGCGGGUACGAGUGGACGAACCGCAGACCAAGACUCCACCGGCUGUCGGCAAGAAGCUAAUGCUUGACGAUGCAAUGCGCUACAUUGAGCCAGAGGGCUGCCUACACCGGUUGGUAUACGAUCUCGACCAGAAUGUUUCCCAUGCCUACGCCAACACUAACCCGAUGAUGCUGAGUUCAGACACUUCAAAUGACAUCUUCAAAUCUCCUUUGGACCUUUCCAGCGAGCUGGCAUUUGAUGUUCAGCUGCCAUCAACUCCACUGACUCAGUCCACUGCCACACCGGACGCUCGCAAAUUGUCACCGGAAACCAGGCGAGCAAUGGCGGCCACUUCUACGUCGGAACUGGAGGCGCUUAGGUUUGAUUCGCGCUUUGAAUGCGGGAAUCUUCGCAAAGCAAUCCAGGUGCGUGACACUGAGUAUGACUUGGUGCUGAACGCUGACGUCAACACCGACCAUCACCACCAGUGGUUCUACUUCUCCGUCAGCGGCAUGCUCCCUGACGUCAAGUACCGAUUCAACAUUGUCAACUGCGAGAAGACUAAGAGCCAGUUUACUGCAGGUAUGCAGCCCGUCAUGUUCUCCUGGCUGGACUUCCGGGCUCGCUGUAUGAAUGCAGCAGCAUCAGCUGGUGGCGGUUGUGCUGCAUCUGAACUCAACAGUAGACCAGAAGAUGCUCCUGAGCAAGCCAGCGAUGAAGAUGCCUUCCUUCAGUGGAAGAGAGUUGGCACAGACAUCGCGUAUCAUAGCAACCACGUAUGCCGAUGCUCCGAGCCGGCGGCGCAGCGUAAUGACCGGCUCCUGUCCACGGCCAAAACCUUCUACACGCUGUCGUUUUCCGUUACGUUUCCGAACGCUGGCGACAUCUGCUACCUGGCGUACCACUACCCGUACACCUACACACGACUGCAGAGGGUCUUGUCCAGCCUGCACGUGGAUGAAGAGGAUGUAUAUUUACGUCGCCAGUUAUUGUGCAAGACUCUCACCGGAAACGAUUGCCAUCUACUGACAAUCGGAUCACCAGAUUUAGCUGCCACCGAGGACUCAAAUCCCAAUCCAGAGAAGAAUGAGGCGUCAGCUAGCAACCACAGCGGCAAACAGUACAUCGUCAUCUCUAGCCGUGUUCACCCCGGAGAGAGCAACAGUAGCUGGGUGAUGGAAGGUAUCUUGCAGUUCCUAGUGAGUGCACAUCCGCUGGCGGUGAAGCUGCGCGAACGCUACAUCUUCAAAGUUGUGCCUAUGCUAAACCCGGAUGGCGUUGUGAAUGGGCACCACCGGUGCAGCCUGUCCGGCAAUGAUCUGAACCGCCAGUGGAUCACACCGUGUCCAGUGCGCCACCCGACGAUCUACCACACCAAAUGCCUGCUACAGUACCUUUUCGCUACGGGCAGCAAUGCCAGGCUAUUCUGUGACCUUCACGGGCACUCCCGUCGCAAGAACAUCUUCACCUUUGGCUGUCUCGACCACCUAGAUCAACUGGACAGACGGGAGGAGGAGGUCUUUCCCAACCUGCUGGCGUCCGUAGCGCCCGCGUUUGCGCGGAAAAACUGCACGUUUGAUGUGGAUAAAUCCAAGGAGGCCACCGCACGUGUUGUAGGAUGGCGAGAGCUGGGCAUUGUGGCGUGCUACACUAUGGAGAGUACGUAUUGUGGUGCUGACCAGGGACAGUACAAGGGCUUGCAGUUCUCGCCGUACCACCUGAAAGAGAUGGGCGAAGCUUUCUGCCAGGCGUUGCUCUUGCUCGACCAUCCCGGUGGCCGUGCGUCCGCAUUGCGGGCCGAUGACGUUCUGGCCAGUGCACGGCGUGUGCCUCCGGCGACGUUUGCCACUCCGGAGAGCGACGAAGAGGAACCGGAGCGGAAGGCAGCUGGAAGAAAGCUGAACAAGAAGGCUGGAGCGAAAGGCAUCAGCAGCAAAAACCGAGCAAAGCGUGGAGAUGAUGAUGAUGAGGAGGAGGAGGAAGACGAGGAAGAGCAGCAAGCGCAGGCAUGUGCAGCUAGCAGCGAUGUCGAUGAGGCGAGCUAUGAAGCGGACGAUGUCGACGGCGAAUUUGGCGCUGGUGACGAUCUCGAUGAUUUCGAUGAUGCUCUUGAUGAGGAAGAUGAUGACGAUGCGUUGCAGGAUGGUAGCGAUGAAGAGGAGGUCUGAGUGUGAACUAAGCAAACGGUCGCGUUCAACAUUGUACGGCAAAAGCUCCACUGAUCAGAAUUCAGUGCGGCAAGAGGAACUGACUAGUAAGCUAUGGUAGAAAUGUGUAGUGGCGAUGUGGGGGUGAUUGUACAUUGAGAGAUUGUCUGGACAUUUUUGCAUGGUAACGUUAUUAUAUACUCACACCGAUCAAGCAGUCUACAAGACACUCGCUGUCAUUACAAAUGUAGUUUUUCCGUUUGGUACAAGUACAUGUAAAUUAUCCACCCAGUCUUUUUUUUUUACCGAUGGAAACUCCAUAACUGCAUCGUCAUGUUUAUCUAUUUGCCGCUGCUUGAAGCGUGUCUUAUCUUUGUUCCACAAAUUGUCAAGUACAGCAGUGCCCUAACUUUAAGGUGCAAACCGAUCAAACCUAUUUCUAUUUAUCAUGGAUUUACCAUGGUUUUAUUGCUUGUUUCUCUUCUAAUGCCAGUCUUGGUGUGAUGAACAUCGACCCUACCCGCCGGUUGUCUUAUUUUGUCUUCAAGUGAUUCCCCACUUUCUGAAGUGAUUUCCCCACUUUCUGAAGUCAUUUCUAUUCAAUUUAUACUGUAUAUUCCCGACUUGCCCAGAUGGCACUGGCGGAAGUUUUGACGGCCAUAUCAUGGUUUUUUUUUGGUGUUGUAAUAUCAUGAAUACAGGAAUGCUGUGCUUGCAGUAGCGUCUCUGGCAGGUAUCUAUUAUCAAAGUAGCAGGCUGUCGGUGUAGUAGUGUGCUGGUCUACAAUGUAGUUGUAGUUCUUAUGUUCUGUGACCUGAUCUCCACGUUCUCCAGCUGCCCACAAACUAACUCAGUGUUGUGUCUUGCUUCUACA